AUGCAUCCAGCUACCAGCAAUUCUGAUUCAGAUUCCAGCUGGAAUGAAAUUUUAGGCUCGUCUCUUAGUUCUACCGAAUCACGCAAGCUAGAAGACGUUAACUUCCUCGUUAAACAAGUAGGAACGUACUACUCUCGGGAAGGAGAAUGUAUCCGGUCAAACUCAAGCAAUCACUUGACGCCUAAUUACACACAAAGCACACCAAACGGCUACUCCGCACCUCCGAGAGUAUUCAAUCAUGAGGAUAUUGAUCGUAUAUGUAAUUCAGUGUUCGACGAUAGUCAGCAAUCCAGUUCAUACUAUGGCUAUGAUAAUAAUCAUAUGCCAAGUUUAUUUAAUACGUAUCCAACAACAACGAAUCAACAAUAUCUGUACACAACGCAUAGCUCAACGUUCAAUUAUCCAGAACAACAAUAUUCGUACAUUGAAUACCAAAUCCCGCCAAAUACGUAUCACCAGCCGAUUGCUGACAAUAAUGUUGUAUUGACAACUGAACCUUAUCAACAACCAAUUCCAUCAAUUCAUUAUGGAAUAAACAACAACGACUCGAACUUGUACAAUGUCGAUCUUGGACUCAGUGAAGUUAUAUCUUGUAAUACCAAUAUGCAAACAGAAUCAGUACCAUAUGCAUAUGUAUCAGAAAAGCCGAUGUCAAAGUCCAACGACAUAAAAGGCUUCAAUCUUGAUGAAUGGCUGAUUGUAUCGGAGACAGGUGGAAAAAUGCGUCGACCUCAUCUACAUGAAUUUCUUCGAAUAUUACUUGAUAAUCCCAAAUAUUCGCAUGUCGCUCAAUAUACUGAUCGUAAAAAAGGAAUUUUUAAAUUUCUUGAACGACAUGAAGCUGCUAAACUCUGGCAAGACGUUAAAGGAAGAAACUGUGAUACUAAGAUGACUUACCAGAACUUAGCCCGAGGAAUUCGUUUCUACUAUCCAAAUGGAACUAUGAGUUCAGCUGGAGGUCGUUACACAUUUCGAUUUGGCUCGGGCUCGAGACACAAACGAUUGAAAGUACCAGCAAAUCACUGA
Messenger RNA from Adineta ricciae, 1026 nucleotides. The record is from the annotation of a GenBank genome assembly. NCBI's taxonomy places the organism in Eukaryota, Metazoa, Rotifera, Eurotatoria, Adinetida, Adinetidae.